Molecule: messenger RNA, 1780 nt
Organism: Mercenaria mercenaria
Lineage: Eukaryota; Metazoa; Mollusca; Bivalvia; Venerida; Veneridae
Product: THO complex subunit 2-like
Exons: 13
Coding region: 11-1780 (589 amino acids)
Biological process (GO): mRNA export from nucleus; mRNA processing
Cellular component (GO): THO complex part of transcription export complex
Molecular function (GO): mRNA binding
Source: RefSeq, a predicted model, not a curated record
ACAGGAAAAGAUGGCGGCGUCGUGUGUGACGGUUGAACAUUGUAAAUCAUGGGAAAAAUCAGGAAAGCAGGAGUUCAUACGUUACUGCAAUGGUGUUGGUGAUAAAACGGUGUUAGCUAGUCUUGGUAGUCAUGACUUCAGACAAGCUGUGUUCGAUGUUUGUCUACAUGUGGUCAGGGGGAACCUGAAACAAGAACAGGCUGUACAUGCUUUUGCAGACCUCAAGGAUCAUUUCCCUGAUUUUGUGUCCUUGGUGGUUGAUGUUCUUGGACUAUUAGAUGUAGAGCUGAACUGUGUUGAUGAGGUUAAAGGUGCCAGGGACAGAUUUUAUAGUUUAGUUCAAACUUUUUCUCUGAGUUUUGAUUGUGAAUCUCUACUGAAGUCACGGUUGGAUCAUGAUACACUUGAGAAUUCUGGACUUGUACCAAACAAAACUGUUUUCACACAGAAACAUGUGAAAAUAAAGACGAGACUUUAUUACAAACAGCAGAAGUUUAACCUGCUACGAGAAGAAAGUGAAGGAUACUCAAAGCUUGUGACAGAACUAAAUCAGGAAAUUACAGAAAAGCUAACACCGGAAGUUGUCUUACAGAAUAUAAAAUCCUUAAUUGGUUGUUUCAACUUGGAUCCAAAUCGUGUGAUAGACAUUUUACUGGAAUCAUUUGAAAACCGUCCCGAGUUGGAGGAUUUCUAUGUGCCAUUGAUACAGGCUUAUGUGAAGGACAAUAUAACACUGUGUCAUUGUCUUGGGUUUAAGUUUCAAUUCUUUAAGGAUGAUGAAACACCAAUGUCUUUGUUCAAGCUUGCAGCCUUGUUGAUGAAAAAUGAACUGGUUCAAUUGGAUACAUUAUACCCACAUCUAUAUCCCCCUGAUAGCACUAUCACAGAACACAGUAAGAAAGAAAUGAAUGAUGCUAAACAGUAUGCCAGAAAACUGAUGGUUGUCAAUCUGUCCGACAAGGCAAAUGAGGACAAGAAAAAAGAGGAAGAUGCCAUCAAAAUUGAUCCUCACAAAAAUAAUCAGAAGCUGGGCCUGGUUGAAGCACUGUUGAGUAUAGGAGCCUGGGAGAAGUCAAAAUCAAUCUUAGAUAGACUACCAGAGUUCUUCGGUACCACAUACAAGCCUGUAGCUGCAGCACUGUGUGCCCUCAUACAUACAGUCAUGGAUCCUGUGUACAGAAAGAAUAGUGGUAUGAGUACAAAGAUAAUUGCUAAAUGGGUGAAACCUGGUAAGCUUGGAUCUGAGGUACAGCUAGCCACUACAUUCAAGGAGGUGUACACACUGGUAUAUCCAAUGGUUACCUACCUGGGUCCAUAUGCUGCCUGUGAUCCGGUACUCCUAGUCAAGCUGAUCAGGCUCGGCAAGUUUUAUAUGAAUAAGAGAAAUCAGGGAAGUUUGAGUGUGGAGGAUAACCUCAUGUACUUCGGCUUAUUGAGUAUACUUGAUGAAGUGAUUAUACCCAGCUUGUCAUUUGAAACUGCAGCUAUUAUUUACAACUACAAAUUAACAAAAUUAAAUGCAAUUCACACACAGAAAGAUGUUGCCAACAGUAUUUCAGAGUCAUGCUCAGUCUCAGCAGAAGCAAGCGAAAUAAGUGAAAAUAAUCAAUCCAAUAGAAACACAGAUGAGAUGAAUUGCAAGUACAUCUCAAGUAACACAAAUAUUCUAUCAAAAGCGGCUGAAAUCAAUCCAAAUGAGAAAAGCCAUCUUAACAAUAUAUGCAGUUCCAGCAAGCUACAGUAUUCGGCAACUAAAAGUGAUUAUUCUGAUCCUCCUUGA